Astyanax mexicanus (Mexican tetra) is the source of this 2048-nucleotide messenger RNA. RefSeq names its product C-type lectin domain family 9 member A. The record is from RefSeq and is a predicted model, not a curated record. NCBI's taxonomy places the organism in Eukaryota, Metazoa, Chordata, Actinopteri, Characiformes, Acestrorhamphidae. The transcript has 7 exons. Bases 119 to 1132 code for a protein of 337 amino acids.
CCAAAGUUAGUGCUUUCCUAGGUCUGACCCAAUACUGACACUUUCACCACACGUAACUGCAGCUGGCAGUCUGUAUCUGCUGCAGUCUGAGGAUCUGUGUGUAGACUGUAGAGGUAAGAUGGAGGAUGAGGUGCCCUACUCUACAGUGGUUUUUACCAGAUUUGAUGAUUCACAGCGUAGAGCAGCAGAUCCAGUUGAAGAGGUUCUGUACUCAGAAAUCAAGAGACAUGGAGAGAAACCUCCAUCACAGAGCAUUCCUGAACCUACAGUGGAAGCUGCUGCAUCCCGCACCCCAUCAUACAGAACAGCUAUAGCUUGCCUGGGGCUGCUGUGUGUUUUAUUACUGGCAGGUGUAGUGGGAAUGAGUGUAUUCAACAUCAUCCAGGUCUCACAGCACAGAACCACCCUGGUGAGAGAACUUCAGCAACUGAACAGCACAUGGCUGAUGGAGCACCUCAGCAUGACUAGUGCCAAUCAAGCCCUGAAAGCGGUGAACCACAAUUUAACCAAUGAUAAUCAUCUUCUGCAGGAGCUCUACACCAACGAGAGCACAGCACACAGCAAGCUGAAGACUGAGACAGCAGCACUGGAGAAAGAGAAAGAAGAGCUGACUGUUCAGAGAGAUCAGUUCAACAACACCCUGAGGUCCAUCAUUCAAUUUCCAACAUUUCCAGUCAGAGCGUUCUGUCAGAUCAGGGAUGGAGAGAUUCACUGUGAGCCCUGUAUGAUGAACUGGAUUCAGAACGGAUCCAGCUGUUACUUAUUCUAUAAUGGUUAUGACUGGAAAUCCUGGGAAAACAGCCGACAGUAUUGCGUUGGAAUGGGAGGAGAUCUAGCUAUCAUAGACAGCAGAGAGGAACAGGAGUUCAUCAUGCAGAACUCUCCCUUUUAUUAUGACAUUUAUCACGGGUACUGGAUCGGACUUUACAAAAACCCUGAAGUGUGGAAAUGGACCACUGGUACUAAACUUAACGAUGGGUUCUGGAUUAAGCCACCAAAUCCCUCAGAUUAUAGUUGUGGAAUGGUAAAACCUAGUAGUAAUGCUCUUAACAGCUGGGCUCCCACCUAUUGUGGAAUGAAAAAUAAAUGGAUCUGUGAGAUGAGUGCAGUGGAAUGGCCAGAUAAACUAUAGAUCACUUUACCUUUUUUACAUCAACAUUUUGUUUAUAUUUAUGUUUCUUGUGUUUAUAUUUGUUUUUUGUACCCUGAAAUGUUUUUUUUUUGCUGUUUUUAUCAAGAUAAAAUUUGUUUUUAUUUCCCAUUAUAUAUCUACUAGAGACAGAUUAUAUCUGUGCAGUAUAAUUUAUUUAACUUUAAUCCUGGAUAUAUGGAUAUAUUUCGAGUGUAUUAUUAGAAUCAUGACAUUGUGAAUCAUUGACUUCUGUUAAAAAUCUGAUAAAAUUCUCAGUUAAGGGUGUGCCAUAUCAUAUCAGGCUAAGUUUCGGACCGUCGCCAAUGUUAACUUGAGUUAUAAUUCAGUGUUUUAUUCUGUUUACUGAAGAAGCCUAUAGUAGUUCUGUCAGUGUUUUAUCAACAACUGAAAGACAAAACAAAUUACUCAUGCUAGUACAUUUUAACAAUAUUUAUUGUUUUAAAUAGGCCUGUCACAAUAAUUACAUUAUCAACCUAAUAAUAAUAAAUGGAAACACCCUCAAUAAUUUAACAUAUCAAGUCUAAUAAUGUGAUUCUGUAUGUUCACUUUGUUUCAAAAUGCUAUAUUUAUUCUAUUUGAUUUUAUUUAUAUUAGAUUUAGGCCUGCCUGUCAUAAUAAUAAUUACAUUAAUGAUAAAUCGUAAAAUAUAUGGAGAAAUGUUUGCUGAAAAACAGUAGUUUCAUUUUAUUUUAUAUUGUUACUGUAGCAUACUUUAUUAUGUUGUGGGUACAACUGAUUGGGGGAGAUGCCAAUGAUUUGUGUCCCCUGGGGGUGGCCUUAGUUUUGAGGUAGGGUUGUUUUGGGAGUAGAGAGAGAGAGCGCCUGCGAGCGCGAAGUUUUUUUUUUUUCUUGUUGAGGAGUUCUGAUCAGGUGAAGUAAAGUGGAAUAUUUUGCA